UCAAAAUAUAUUUUUUUUAAAUCUGGCAAGUUGGUCUAGUUGCAAGGUUGCCAGAAGGCAUCCGAAACCUUUCUUUGCCCAGAAGUAAAAUGCAUUCUUUUUCAUAUACCUUAAAGUAUGCAAAUCAUUUCACAAACAGUUCUUAACAUCACUUUAUAACAUCUGUAAAUUACCUUGUAACAUCUGUAAUUUAUUACCAAAGCAAGAAAAGGCACGUGCUUUGAAGAGACAUGGCGCAAGCACUGAAAUCAUUCUGAAUGAAUGCAUAAUUAGUGUGAACCUUCAAAUAGACUUGCUACAACUUGCUGUGCCAUGAUUUUUAUAAUAAUGGAACUCGCAGUGCUAAGGUACUCUUUCUAUCUUCUUCCAGAAUUUCCCGUUUCACCACCUCCUCAAACUCAUGAAACAUCAACAACAAAAGCACCUGUUCGUGGCACCACUCGUAGCCUCAUCUGUCUUACCAAUGAGGCAGUUGGUGUUGUGAAAUAUCUGACAAGAGAUCUGUGUGACUUUGUCAUCUAUAGCUUUGUCAAGUACAAUGAUGCUGACCAUAAAUUUGUGCCCAGAGAUGACAAUGACUUUCAAAAGUUUAUUUCACAUAACACUGACCGAGCACCUUAUUUUAUUGCUGAGGUGGACUCGCUCAGCAUUGAUAUGCUGCAAGGAACUGAUUUGGAGCAGUUUAUGAAAAGCCUGGAUGCAUGGAUUGACGGAAAUGAACUGAAAGGAAUUGCCCUGUUUUGUCAAGGUCACCAGAAUGACCUGAACAAUCUAAUAACCAUAGUUCAGGAUGUCUACACACACUUUCAGAACACCGAUAAAAGCCUAAAAUUGAUAGUUGGUGUCGACCAUAUUACCCCAUUUGAAACACGCAUUCCUCGUGAAUUUGCUGGGUACUGUGACUUCUUGAUUUUGAUGGCACAUCCACGGGAGCCACCUGGAGUCUGUGCCGUGGACUUCCCAUCUCGUGCUUAUGAGGAAGCAGACUACAAGUUUGCUUUCCAACUGUGGUGGGAAUCGAGGAGUCACACCACUGCCUGCUUUUCCAUCAACUUGGCUGUGCGCUCAUUUCUCAUAGCUAAGAGAAGAGAGACAGAAGUCUGCACCAAAGAAACUCUGCAGAAGUAUGCUACGGCUUGCAAUGCUACAUUAGACCACCCUCUGAAGAAUAGGACUCUGGCUGAAGUGAAGUACAUGCCUGGAAAGCAUCAAGUUGUGUCAUAUGAAGGAAUAUCAUCAUUGGAACACAUGAUGUCAAUCUUGGACAGAAAAGUGGAUGACCUCUGUGUCGCAGCUUUCCGCGUGGACUUAGAAGACACAAAAAAAGAAUGUGCAACAACUGAAGAGCCUAUGCCACGGCUAUCUCUGAUCAGAAAUCUUUUGCACCCAAAAAAUGCCACGAAUGAGAGUGCAGAGGCUUCUACAGAAGCUUCAGUGCCUCCAAGCCGAAAGCGUCGCGAUGCAAAGAAACAUGCUCUCAUUUGUGUGACCACAUCUGCAGAUACACUUCCCUUCCUCAGUGAUCCUCUCUGCACUCAUCUUGUCUAUUCAUCAAUAUCCUAUGACAAGGAAGGCCAUGCAUACAUUCCUGCAAAUGAAAAAGCUUUCCGGAACUUUCUUGCAAGCAGGAAGGAAGGAAGUCCUCUACUUUUGGCUGAAGUCGAUAGCUGCAGCAUCAAUUCAUCAAGCAAGAGCACUGCACAUCAGAAUUCUCCCCAGGAACUUGCUGACUGGGUUCACACCACUGAUCUGAAUGGUGUUGCAAUCUUUAUGAAGGCUGAUGUGAAUGGCACUGAUGAGUGGAUUGAUGAGUGGGCUGACUUAGUAGAUAGACUGUCAAAACAGUUUCACACUGACCAAGCACGGCUCGUGCUUGUAAUUGGUGUAGAUUUGAGAAGUCCAUACAGCGCUGCCUUGAGUGAGGCAUUCACUGGAAAAGCAGACUAUUUAGUUCUUAUGACGAAUAUCAGGCAGCCUGAAGUACCCUGCAAAGUGGGCUUUCCUUCCAGACCUCACAGUGAAAGCGACACUGCACGAAUGAGCAAAAUUGUGCAGCUGUCCAAAAACGCGACUGUCCCCUGUGUCACAUUUAACCUUGCAGUUCGGAAAUUUCAUUUGGUGCAACCAGGACAGAUUCAAGAUAUGUGUGACGAAGAACACUGGGUGGACUACUCAGAGACUUGCCGAACAAUGCAGAAGAAUGGUAACAAUCUCUACGAAACCCGCUACACAUCGGAUGGUACUGAAGUAUUGACAUAUGAAGGGAAGGUUUUCAUCCAACAAAAGAUGUCGCAUUUGACUGGCUUUGAACCAGACUUCUGUGUAACAGUCUUUGAAAUAGACCGGGAGAACCCCAGAGACAAUUGUCCAUCUGAAGGAGUACCCUUCUGGCGGUUACAUCUCAUCAGUGACUAUCUUUUCGACACGGAAAAGAUAAAUCAUGAAAUGGAAUCCUCAUCAUCCAAACCAGAAGAAGUUACACCGGAGCUUGAAGUUAAGUCAACAUCAACAGGUUGGUACUCGGAGACAAAGGAGCCGUUUACUUCAACAAGUGAGGACCAUGUCCACAGAAAGGCUCCAAGAUUCAGCCUAAUCUGUGUGGCCAGCAUGGUAGAUACAUUGCAAUACCUUGUGGAUGAAGUCUGCAACUAUGUUGUGUACUCCAGCAUUGCCUACAAAGAUGUAGGUCACAAGUUUAUGGCAUCAAAUGCACGAGCUUUUCACAGCUUUCUGGCCCUGAAAAAGGGCAAGGUUUCACCACCGUUUCUGGCUGAAGUGAAUGCCCUAAAUAGUGCAGGUGCUUUAGAGAAGGAAAACAAGGCUGAGAGUUUCAUCCGUGCCCUUCUUAGCUGGAUGCGAAAAAACGAACUCGAUGGUGUUGCACUAUCUUACGAUACAUUUGUGACUAAUGCAGAAACCUUCAAGAAUGUAGCUAAGAAAGUAUGGCAGCGUUUUCAAAAAGUUUCUGUGAGACCCGUACUUGUACUCAGUGUUAACUACAUGAGAAGUCAUGAAACCAGUUUAUCAGAUGAACUCGCUGGUAAUUGUGACUUUUUGAUACUUAUGACACACGUAAGAAGACCUCAGCGCCCAUGUAAAGUUGGCUCCCCAUCCAGGCUGCAUACCAUGGAAGACAGCGAUUACAUGGUUCGACUUUUAGAAGCAUCCAGGAAUAUGACAUCUCCUUGUAUUUCUAUGAACAUGGCAGUUCGGGAUUUCUUCAUUGGAAAAGCAGCUGAAGAGAAAGAAAACUGCAAGGCUGAGAGUUGGCUGAGAUAUAAUGCGGUCUGUGGCAUUGAUACCGAAAGAACCGAUGGCAUGUUUGAAGUUGCUCAUACAGAGAACAAAACAAAUAUCCUUACCUUUGAAAGCAAAGUGUCCAUUCAGCACAGGAUGUCAAAGCUACUGGGUGAAGUGCCAAACUUCUGUGUGGCUGCUUUCCGAGUGGAGAUGGAAGAUGCACAAAAUGAUUGCCCAAGUCUGGGGAAGCCUUUUUCAAGGCUGCUGUAUAUCAAGAAUCUCCUGGGCACAGCCAAAGAAGCAUAUAAACUACGACGAAGCAUCCCACUUAAGGGAAGACGAAAAGCUGAGCAUGACGCCUCACGAAGCAUCAUCUGCAUACACGAUUCUUCUGGACCUACUCUGAGGAAAGCUGUGAUGAAAUUGUGCAACUACAUUGUGUUUACAUUUGUUCAUCUUGAUUUAGCUGGUGUACCAGUUUCAGGAAAGAUGCUCGAAAGCUUUCUUGCGAUUACACGGCAAACCAAAACUCAGGCUCUGGCAGCUCUUGACCCUUCUUUUAUUGAUGCCUUGAACAUUGGAGACACAAGGUUUUUGCGACCACUGUCCACAAAGCUAAAACGCUGGGCAAGUGAAAAAAAACUGGCUGGCCUGGCGUUGAUUCCUCUGAUUUCAACCGACAUAAGUGCAGUGGCAGAACUUUCGAAUGCAAUCUGGACUGCUUUUCAACACUCAUUGGAAGACCAUAAGGUUUUAAUAGUUGGUGUUCAUGCCUUUGAAGUUGAUGAACAUAUUUUGCAACGCCUUGGCCGCGCUUGCGACUUUCUUGUCUUCAUUAAUCAAGAAGUAAAGCCUGGCCCAGUAUGUCGCACACACUAUCCAGCUAUGAGGAGGCUAGUGUACCAGGACUUUGUGCACAUGAAAAACAUUUCCAGUGCAGUUUCACAUACUUGCCUUUCUGUCAACCUGGCUGUGUUGGGCUUCCGUAUGGCACGGUCAUCUGACCAACAAGUGCGCAUUGGAGACCGCUGUGUCGAGCAGAAAUGGACAAGUCUCUCUGAGGUCUGCCCGACAGGUAGCGAGGAAGAAACCAUUGAACCAGGUUUAGAGGGCUUGGUUCAGAGCAACAACACCUAUGUCAUGAUCUUUGAAACCAAACGAACAGCUUAUGACAAGGUGGUCAAGUUUCUUCAAGCACACCCUGAUGGCUGCAUUGCUGUCUUUGGGUUCAACUUUGAUGACCUUGAUGGCCACUGUUCGAAUGAGCAAGCUUUUCCACGUGUUCGCCUCAUAGCAGAUGUUAUGUCCAAGAACAAGAGUUCGCUGUUUUCUACAGCGACAAAGUACAGAGAUGAGCAUGCAAAGGAACCAGAAUUCAAGCACUCUUCUUUGCUGUGUGUGUUUUCGGAAUCUGCACGACUAACAGACAACUUCCCUGGAGAACUGUGCAACUACCUUGUGUUCCAGUCAGUCGAGUAUAUGUUAGCACUGGACAGGGUUGCUAUCCACAAUGAAGCCAUUUUCAGAAAGUUCAAGCGCCUUCCAAGGAACUCUGGAACGUGGAUGCUGGCUGCAAUGACCCAGUUCUCAUGGCUCAAGAGAGCAGCCACGCGGUCCGUUUUCACCAACCUGUUUGUGAAGGCGACAAAACACUGGGUCCUGCAGCAGAGGCUGCAUGGCAUUGCCAUGUUCCCUGAAGCGUUAUUACCACCAAAGGUGUUCUUGGAGGUUGCAAAGAGAACAUACUGGGCAUUUAAGAAUAAGCCCAUGGCUUUGGGCCUUGUCAUUGGAGUUCCAGCAAAAGAGCGUCACCUGACAAUAUGGAAGAGGCUGAGCAGAUUCUCGGAUGUAAUAGUGUUUACCAUGCAUCACUCAGCACCAAGUGACCUCUGUCAAAUCAACUUUCCUUCUGUAGAACCCUUCAGUAGCAGGCACCUUGAAGAAAUGGCAACCAUAUCCCGAUAUGAACGACACCACGCUGUGGUUUGUAUGUCUGUAAACCUGGCUGUUCAGCAUUUCCGAACAAGCAGACCUGCGCACGUUGGAGACCAUUGCAUCCGUGAAGAGUGGGAGGACUAUUCACAGGCUUGUGCUAAGAUAAGUUCUAAAGCAACGGUAAACUGGGAAUGGUUGUCUGCCAUCUCUUCUGAUGUCACUGUCACACGCACAUUUGAAGUACCGAGGACACUUACAAUGAAGGCCAACCAGUUCUUGCAUCUGAAUCCCAAGGGGUGCUUAGCAGUGUUCAACGUGGAUUAUGAUGAUCCAUACGGCACCUGCCCAGAAAAGCAGCCAUUUCCUCGCCUUAGUACACUGGCCAACUUGAGGCACGCUUUUGGUUCAAGGCACAAUGACUGAGACAUGGCCACUGGGUUUCCCACAGUUCAUAAAAAUGAUUUUGUUGUUAAAUAAAAGUGUUCGUUGUGACAAAUAG
This is a messenger RNA of Dermacentor silvarum, 5674 nucleotides long. RefSeq lists its product as uncharacterized. The record is from RefSeq and is a predicted model, not a curated record. The transcript is spliced from 44 exons. Lineage: Eukaryota; Metazoa; Arthropoda; Arachnida; Ixodida; Ixodidae. Bases 313 to 5598 code for a protein of 1761 amino acids.